AUGGAGACUGAUCCAACUGCUCCUACCAGUCGCGGUCCGAAUACUGCUUCUGCGCCCGCUCCUGCAAACCUAUCACAGACUGCUGAUGAGACCAACUCAAGCCCUGUCCAUUCUAUGUCUGGAGCGUUACCAGCCGCAGAUGUGAAAGACAGUCCAGAGGACACGGAGGAUGUUGGAGACCCUGGAGCCAACGAGACAGUCGAAGUCCCUGUCGAAGCUCCUGACAGCAUUGUUCAGCCUGCAGACUCCACUCUGCCCGACGGAGAUACAACAGGCGACAACUCAUUUGUACCUCCAGCUACCUCCAAUAGUGUGGCAGAGGCCAACGGCACCUCAUCUACGUCGAAGAGACCACCAAAUGGCAAACGCAAGUCGACCGGUGGCGUGCCAGAGCAUAAAACCAAGAAGCUCAACAAGAAGAAGUCCCUUCCAAAGAUCACACACCUUGAUGCGCAGCCUGGCGAAUACUACUUUGCGCGUCUCAAAAGCUAUCCUCCAUGGCCUGCCAUCAUCUGCGAUGAAGGAAUGCUACCUCAUUCGCUGCUCUCUACGCGACCAGUGACUACAAAACAGGCUGACGGUACCUACAAAGAGGCCUAUGCUGACGGUGGAAAACGUGUCCAUGAGCGUACAUUCCCGAUCAUGUUCUUGCACACCAACGAAUUUGCAUGGCUGCCUAACACAGAACUCACGAAGCUCGAUAUUGAAGAAUGCAAAGACGUCUCGGAGAAGGGCAAGACGAAAUCCUUGAUACAAGCAUAUCAUGUGGCUGCUGAAGGGCACAACCUUGAACACUUCAAGGCCAUGCUGUUGGACCAUCAGAAGGCAAUGCAGGAGGACCAGGAGCGACGUGAAGCUCGAGAAGCUGCGAAAGCCGGAAAGGCCGAUCGCGCUGACAAGAAGAAACGAAAGAGCGAAGCUGCUGAGGAAGACGAAGAUGUCGAUAUGGAAGAUGCAGAAGAGGAGGGCAAGCCACAGCCGAAGAAAUCCUCGAAGAAACGUAAGAAGGAGGCUGAAAGUGACGGAGAGGAGGAAAAGCCCGUUAAAACGCCUAAAACUGCCACCAAACUAAAACUCACGACUCCAAAAGCACCUGGUACCAACGAAAAGAAAGCCGUCACGAAAGCGACAAAGCCAAAGUCCGAGAGGAAGAAAUCGAAAGCUGCUAUUAGUGAUGAGGAACCUAUUGAGGAGGAGCCUAAGGAGCCAGAGAAGGAGCUUGACCCUGCAGAAGCCAAGGCGAAGAAAGAGAAAGAAGGUAAAGACCGUGCAGUGCAGCGCAGCGUAUGGCAGAUCAUAUGCUUACUCUCUACAGUUCUUUUCCUACGACACAAACUCCAGAAGGGCUUUUUGUCCCGCGAUCAAGCGCCUCAGGAAAGUGAAAUGGCUACUAUGUCUAAUUUCAUCGGCAAGCUCGAGAAUUACGGUGACCUCGAAGUCAGCAUCAUUCGCUCUACCAAGAUUAACAAAGUUCUGAAGGCCCUCAUCAAGCUCAACACCAUCCCUAAAGAUGAAGAAUUCAAUUUCAAGAGCCGAUCAGUGGAUUUGCUAGGGAGAUGGAACAAAGCAUUGGGGGCUGACAGCACUGCAGACGAGGCCGCUGGACCAUCCGGCGGGGGCAAAGAGGACCAGCCCACCACAAACGGAGUCCACAAAGAGGACAAAGAGUCCAGCGAAGAGAAGAAGGAUGUAUCGUCUGCUGCCACGGAUGCUGUCCAGGGCACUGAGACUAUGCGCGAGGCAUCAUCUGAUGCAAAGGAGACUGUUGUGGACAAGAUGGUGGAUGAUGAGGCUCCUUCUGGUGCAAUUGCCGAGGAGGCUGAGAAGUCAGCAGAAGAAGUCAAAGCAGACGCGGAUCUGGCAGCUUCAGAGACUUCUUGA
Molecule: messenger RNA, 1881 nt
Organism: Endocarpon pusillum Z07020
Lineage: Eukaryota; Fungi; Ascomycota; Eurotiomycetes; Verrucariales; Verrucariaceae
Exons: 4
Coding region: 1-1881 (626 amino acids)
Source: RefSeq, a predicted model, not a curated record